CACACACACACGCAUAACUCCGGGCGGACUCGGUCCCAGCAACAUGUACCCAGCGUGCCGGACACACGCUGCCGCUUUCUCCCGGCUCUGGACGAUGUCUGCACGCCGGGCAAGAGCGAAGCGCCUCUUCGGCUGGAUACUAUUGCUAUUUUCGGCUUCCCAGCGGACGGCGGCUCAAGAUGAUGUCCCGCCGUACUUCAAGACAGAGCCGGUGCGGAGUCAGCUGCACCUGGAAGGGAACCGGCUGGUGCUCACCUGCAUGGCAGAAGGCAGCUGGCCGCUGGAGUUCAAGUGGAUCCACAAUGAGACAGAGCUGACCCGCUUCUCGCUGGAGUACAGGUACCUGAUCCCCUCUCUGGACCGAUCCCACGCAGGUUUCUACCGCUGUAUCGUCCGGAACCGUGUUGGUGCACUCCUGCAGAGGAAGACAGAGGUGCAAGUGGCCUUCAUGGGCACCUUCGAGGAAGGCGAGCGGUCCCAGGCGGUGUCCCAGGGGGAUGGGGCCGUGAUCCCAGCCCCGCGGAUACGCAGCUUCCCUCAGCCGCAGGUCACGUGGUUCCGAGACGGACGCAAGAUCCCGCCCAGCAGUCGCAUCGCCAUCACCCUGGACAACACCCUGGUGAUCCUGUCCACUGUGGCCCCAGAUGCUGGCCACUACUACGUGCAAGCGGUCAACGACAAGAAUGGGGAGAACAAAACAAGCCAGCCGAUCACGCUCUUCGUCGACAAUGUGGGGGGGCCCGCAGAUCCCAUCGCCCCCACCAUCAUCAUUCCUCCCAGGAACACCAGCGUCGUGUCCGGGACGUCAGAGGUGACCAUGGAGUGUGUCGCCAACGCCAGGCCACUCAUCAAGCUCAGCAUCACCUGGAAGAAGGACGGCACCCCCGUCAGCAGCGGCCUGAGCGACUUCAACCGCAGGCUGACCAUCAUCGGCCCCGUGCUCGGCGACUCUGGCUUCUAUGAGUGCGAGGCAGUGCUACGCAGCAGCAGCGUGCCCUCUGUGGGCGCCGGGGCCUACCUCCACGUGCAUGAGCCACCGCAGUUCGUGAAGGAGCCAGAAAGGCACAUCACCGCGGAGAUGGAGAAGGUAGUGGACAUCCCCUGCCAGGCGCGAGGUGUCCCGCAGCCCGAAAUCGCGUGGUACAAAGACGCCGCGCCCAUCAGCCCUGUGAAGACGCCCAGGUACCGGGUUCUGGCGGGGGGCAGCCUGCAGGUCAACGGCCUCCUUCCAGAUGACACCGGAAUGUUCCAGUGCUUUGCUCGCAACCCUGCCGGGGAGGUCCAGACCAACACAUACCUGGCAGUGACCAGCAUAGCCCCCAACAUCACGGCGGGGCCCUCGGACAGCACCGUCAUCGAUGGCAUGUCCGUCAUCCUGCACUGUGAGACCUCCGGAGCCCCACGCCCCGCCAUCACCUGGCAGAAAGGUGAGCGUGUCCUGGCCAGUGGCUCGGUCCAGCUGCCUCGCUUCACACUGCUUGAGUCUGGGAGCCUCCUCAUAAGCCCCGCCCACAUCUCCGAUGCUGGUACCUACACCUGCAUGGCCAGCAACUCCCGCGGCAUCGACGAGGCCUCUGCCGACCUGGUGGUCUGGGCUCGAACCCGCAUCACCAGCCCGCCUCAGGACCAGAGUGUGAUCAAAGGCACGAAGGCCACCAUGACCUGCGGGGUGACCCACGACCCCAGCGUUACCAUCAGGUACGUGUGGGAGAAAGAGGGUACCGUCAUCAGCACUCAAUCCACACAGAGGGUUCGUCUGGAGCCAGACGGCACGCUGCACAUCUCACAGACAUGGUCCGGGGACAUCGGCACCUACACCUGCCGAGUCACCUCUGUCGGGGGCAACGAUUCGCGCAGUGCUCACCUCCGGGUCAGGCAGUUGCCCCAUGCUCCAGAGAACCCAGCUGCCCAGCUGAGCUUCACCGAGAAGAGGGCCAUCAACCUGACCUGGACUAAGCCCUUCGACGGCAAUAGCCCCCUGAUCCGAUACAUCCUAGAGGUGUCAGAAAACAAUGCUCCAUGGACUGUGCUCCUGGCCAACAUUGAGCCCGAAUCCACCGCCGUGACGGUCAGCGGCCUCAUUCCUGCCCGCUCCUACCAGUUCCGCCUAUGUGCAGUCAAUGAUGUGGGGAAGGGUCAGUUCAGCAAGGAGACAGACAGGGUGACCCUCCCCGAGGAGCCGCCCAGUGCCCCGCCCCAGAAUGUCAUCGCCAGCGGACGCACCAACCAGUCCAUCAUGAUCCAGUGGCAGCCCCCACCCGAGAGUCACCAGAACGGCAUCUUGCGGGGGUACAUUAUCCGGUACUGUCUGGCCGGGCUGCCCGUGGGCUACCAGUUCAAGAACAUAACCAAUCCGGAUGUGACCAACCUGCUACUGGAGGACCUCAUCAUCUGGACCAACUACGAGAUCGAGGUGGCGGCCUACAAUGGGGCGGGGCUGGGCACCUUCAGCCACAAGGUGACGGAGUGGACCCUGCAGGGAGUGCCUACCAUCGCCCCCGGCAACGUGCAAGCAGAGGCUGUCAACUCCACCACCAUCCGCUUCACCUGGUCCGCCCCCAGCCCCCAGUUCAUCAAUGGCAUUAACCAGGGCUACAAGCUGUUGGCAUGGGAACCAGGCCAAGAGGAGGAAGUUACCAUGGUGACAGUACGGCCCAACUUCCAGGACAGUGUACACGUGGGCUAUAUCAUGGGACUCAAGAAAUUCACAGAGUACUUCACGUCUGCGCUCUGCUUCACCACGCCGGGGGAUGGACCCCGCAGUCCGCCGAAGGGGCUGCGCACACACGAGGACACUCCUGGUCCUGUGGGCCACCUGAGCUUCACCGAGAUCCUGGACACCUCCCUGAAGGUCAGCUGGAGGGAGCCUCACGAGAAGAACGGCAUCCUCACAGGUUACCGUAUCUCCUGGGAGGAGUACAACCGCACCAACACGCGUGUCACGCACUACCUCCCCAACGUCACGCUGGAGUACCGUGUCACAGGCCUCACCGCCCUCACCACCUACACCAUAGAGGUGGCCGGCAUGACCUCCAAGGGCCAGGGCCAGCUGUCCUCCUCCACCAUCUCCUCAGGCGUGCCUCCAGAGCUCCCUGGGCCCCCCACUAACCUGGCCAUCUCCAACAUCGGGCCUCGGUCCAUCACGCUGCAGUUCAAGCCAGGUUAUGACGGCAAGACCUCCAUCUCCCGCUGGCAGAUGGAGGCCCAGGUCAGCAUCAUUGGUGAGAAUGAGGAUUGGGUCAUGAUACACCAGGUGCCCAACGAACCCGACGCCCGCAGCUUGGAGGUUCCGGGAUUGAACCCCUACACCUUCUACAGGUUUCGAAUGCGCCAGGUCAACAUUGUAGGCACCAGCCCCCCCAGCCAGCCAUCCCGGAAGAUCCAGACCAUGCAGGCCCCACCCGACAUGGCCCCUGUCAACGUGACCCUGCGCACAGCCAGCGAGACCAGCCUGUGGCUGCGCUGGGUGCCCCUUCCAGAGUGGGAGUACAACGGGAACCCAGAGCUGGUGGGAUAUCGGAUCCAGUACUCCCGAACCCGGCCACAGGCCCGGGCACUGACCCACGUCAUCACCGACCGCCUGGAACGCGAAUUCACCAUCGAGGACCUGGAAGAGUGGACCGAGUAUGAGGUCCGGGUGCAGGCUGUGAAUGGCAUCGGCGCUGGGCCUUGGAGCCAGUCAGUCCGGGGUCGGACACGGGAGUCAGUCCCUUCCUGCGGACCCACCAACGUCUCUGCCUUUGCCACCACCUCUAGCAGCAUCCUGGUCCGCUGGUUGGAAGUGCCUGAACCAGACCGUAACGGCCUCAUCCUGGGGUACAAGGUGGUGUACAAAGAGAAAGACUCGGAUGUGUCGCCGCAGUUCUGGAUGGUUGAGGGCAACACCACCCACAGCAUCCAGCUAAGCGGGCUGGGCAAGUAUGUCCUGUAUGAGAUCCAGGUGCUAGCCUUCACCCGCAUCGGCGACGGGGCACCCAGUGCCCCCCCCAUCCUGGAGAGGACCCUCGAUGAUGUCCCGGGACCCCCAGUGGGCAUUCUGUUCCCCGAAGUCCGGACCAACUCGGUCCGACUGAUCUGGCAGAGCCCCGCCCAGCCCAAUGGCAUCAUCCUGGCCUAUCAGAUCACAUACCGCCUGAACUCCACCAAUAGCAACACAGCGACAGUGGAUGUGCUGAACCCCAGCGCACGGCAGUACACCGUGCUGGGUCUGAAGCCUGAGUCAGUCUACGUGUUCCGCAUCACGGCACAGACACGCAAGGGCUGGGGGGAGGCAGCUGAGGCCAUAGUAAUCACCACUGAGAAGAGAGCCCGACCCCAGCCCACCAGCCGGCCCACGGUGCAACAAGAGGAUGUGCAGGCACGCAGCGUCCUGUUGUCAUGGGAACCCGGCAGUGACGGGCUCUCCCCAGUGCGGUACUACACGAUCCAGUCCCGGGAGCUGCCGGACAGCAACUGGACAGUGCACUCGGCCUCUGUCAGCCACGAGGCCAGCUCCUAUGUCGUGGACAGACUCAAGCCUUUCACCUCCUACCAGUUCCGGGUGAAGGCGACUAACGACAUCGGCGACAGCGAGUACAGCGAGGAGAGCGAGGCUAUCACUACCCUGCAGGACGCCCCAGAUGAGGCCCCCGUGAUCCUCUCAGUCACCCCGCACACCACCACCUCAGUGCUGAUCCGGUGGCAGCCCCCCCCAGAAGAGCAGAUAAACGGGAUCCUGCUGGGAUUUCGGGUGUGGUACAGAGAGCUGCUGUAUGACCGACUGCGCAGCUUCUCCGAACGCUCUGCCGACAGCCCAUCGGCCCCCUGGACCGAGUUGACUUCCCCCUACAGCAUACGCAACCUGAGUGAUACAUCUCUCACUCAGCAUGAGCUGGACAGCCUCAGCAAGCACAAGAGAUAUGAGAUCCGGCUGAGUGUGUACAACGCCGUGGGGGAUGGGCCCACCAGCGCGCCCCAUGAGGUCUUUGUGGGAGAGGCAGUUCCUACAGCUCCACCCCAAAAGGUUGCUAUCCAAUCAGCAACGGCCACCCAGCUUGAUGUGACGUGGGAGCCCCCUCCUCUGGAAACUCAAAAUGGGGACAUUCAGGGGUAUAAGAUCUAUUUCUGGGAGUUCCAGCGGCAAAACGAUACGGAACGGCUACGCACCCUUUUCCUGCCAGAGGGGGGCGCCAAGCUGAAGAACCUGACCGGCUACACCACGUACAUGAUCAGUGUGGCGGCCUUCAAUGCGGCCGGUGACGGCCCUCGUAGCCCACCCACAAGGGGGCGCACCCAGCAGGCAGCCCCCAGUGCUCCCAGCUUCAUCCACUUCAGUGAGCUCACCACCACCUCCGUCAACGUGUCCUGGGGGGAGCCACUGUAUCCUAAUGGCAUCAUUGAAGGGUACCGUCUGGUCUACGAGCCCUGCACACCUGUGGAUGGCAUCAGUAAGAUUGUGACAGUGGACGUGAAGGGUGGCGCCCCCUUCUGGAUGAAAAUCAAAGACCUGGCCGAUGGCGUCACCUACAACUUUCGCAUCAGGGCCAAGACCUUCACGUAUGGCCCUGAGGUGGAGGCCAACAUCACCACCGGUCCUGGAGAAGGGGCCCCUGGUCCUCCUGGAGACCCCUUCAUAUCACGCUACGGUGCGGCCCUCACGAUUCACUGGACCAGCGGGGACCCUGGAAGGGCGCCCAUCACACGCUACGUCAUUGAGGCCAGGCCUUCGGAUGAGGGGCUCUGGGACAUCCUGAUCAAGGACAUCCCCAAGGAAGUGACAUCAUAUACUUUCAGCAUGGACAUCCUGAAGCAAGGGGUCAGCUAUGACUUCCGGGUCAUCGGUGUGAACGACUAUGGCUAUGGGUCCCCCAGCCCCCCAUCACCGUCCAUAUCAGCACAAAAGGUGGCACCCUUCUAUGAAGAGUGGUGGUUUCUGGUCGUGGUGGCCCUGGUGGGCCUCAUCUUCAUCCUCCUGCUAGUGUUCAUCCUCAUCAUCCGAGGACAGAGCAAGAAGUACGCCAAGAAGUCAGACUCAGGGAACAACUCCAACUGCAACGCGCUGACACAUGGUGAGAUGGUGAGUCUGGACGAGGGCCGUUUCCCCUCCCUGGAGCUCAACAACCGCAGGCUGUCCGUCAAGAACUCCUUCUGCCGCAAGAACGGCGUCUACACCCGGUCGCCCCCCCGGCCCAGCCCAGGAAGCCUCCACUACUCAGACGAGGACAUCAGUACCAAGUACAACGACCUGAUCCCAGCUGAGAGCAGCAGCCUGACCGAGAAGCCUUCUGAGAUCUCCGACUCGCAGGAGGCGCUCAUGUUCUCAUAUAAAAGUAGUGGUCUUCGUGUUCAGCCACUUCAUUUGGGCAGCGACAGUGAGUACGAAGUGGACCAGAACCGGCAGAAGACUCACUCCUUUGUCAACCACUACAUCAGCGACCCCACCUACUACAACUCGUGGCGGCGCCAGCAGAAGGGCAUUUCCCGGGCCCAGGCCUACAGCUACACGGAGUCCGACUCGGGGGAUGCUGAGCACGGCACUGCACCCCCACCCCUGCCCCCGCUCCCCCCACUGCCGCCCCAGCUGAACCCCACGCCCCAGGCCGUGGGUCAGGUCCAGCCCCAGACCCAGGCUCAGGCCCAGGCACAGAGCAGCCUUUUCAGGCCCAAAGGUAGCCGGACUCCCACCCCGUCACAGCAGACCUCCAAUCCCCCAAGCCAGCACAGCACCCUCUACAGGCCACCCAGCAGCCUAGCACCUGGCUCACGAGCCCCCAUCGGGGGAUUCUCCUCCUUUGUUUGACGUGGGGAAUAAAAAAAGACGACAGCAAAGACUCUAAACAAACACGAAACACAGACAAAUCGGUGUUUCACGGAGAUUCCUGCAUCGUCGGCUUUCCUUUGUUCUCUCCUCAGAUUCCCUGAUGCCAGAAGUUUUCUGUGUUUAUUAAGCAUUUUUUUUAUUAUUAUUAUUUUUGCAUGUGUGUAUACUGGCGUGGACCCGUGUGUUCUGACACGUUUGUCUGCUUUGUUUUCACUUUUUUUUUUGGGGGGGGGGGGGUGAGUUGCAUGUUUUUUUUCCUGCAACUUAUUAAUUUUAUUUUAAAUGUUCUUUUAUUCAUCAAACCAAAAACCAUGGGAGUCUGUAAACGGAAACCUGUUACAAUGGGAAAUGCAAUCAAAGGGUAUUUGGGGUGCCAUUCAGGCAGGUGACGUCACCAGAGGAUGGAGAUGAGGGACAAAGGGAGUGAGGAAGGGGAACAGAAGAGCGAGGCGAAGCGUGAAGACUGCUAACGGAGUCUAAGUCCACCUAAGACUACAGCCCAGACUGUACUUGGAAGUUGUGCUGUGACCCAGUGGAAUGUUUUGGCAGGAAAACUGGAUGUUGUCUGGAGGCUGCCCUCAGAUUGAUGCCAAGGGUCAGAGGUCACAGGUACGCGGUGAAGCCAGAGAAAGGUUUUUGGGUGAAGCGGUGACAGACUGGAAACAGGAACAUUCCGGAUACUCCUGACUCAUCAGACACAGCAGCAAGGCUCUCCCUGUUCACAUCCUAAAAAUAUGGGUGUGAAUGUACGUGAAUCAGACCCCGUAACGUCCCCGGUGGAAUUACACACCUUAUACAUGUUUGUAAGUCACUUCCUGUAUGAAAAAUUCAACAUGCACAUUACUGUCCGUUUGAAAGUCGUGCCCAGAUCUCCUGUGUAUUUCAGCUGCAGGGUGAGUGAAGUGAAGGUAUUACAGUAUCUGGGAUCAGGGUAUAAGGCACAGAUUUACCGCCCGCUGUUGCUGUUGAUGACAUCAUCUCUGUGCCAGCGCCAGCAAGUGACAUCAUGGGCAGUGUCACUCAACUUUCCCACUGAAAGAGAGGUAAACUCACGGCCUUGUUAAACCCGGCAGCGUGAUUUAUGGAGGUCUAACCAGCGCUGUCUGAGCACGCUGAGUAAAAUGCGGUGGAAGAAGACAGGAAGCCACAAAGAGGAAGUGGCGUGGUCCUAUGCUUCAGUGUGUGACUGAUCCUUAAGGAGGACGUCAGGCGAAAAGCGUAGCUUGGAGCGUGUUCUCCUGCAUGGGCUGUGUGACAGUGGCCCUCGGGGGUCUGUGGCCAUAAAAGCCUGUUUGCAAAGCACCAUGGGAGAUAGGUGAUAGCAGGCUGGCUGGGUUCUCACCUACGUGUCACAAACCUACAUCUCAACUAUUUAUGGCCAAAAUACCAUCUACUUUUCUCUCAGAAAAACACUCUCUGCACAUAAGCUUGUCAUCUAGACAGUAUAAAAAUACAACAAUAAUAUGGGCAUGUUGAAUAUUUUUUAGCGCUGAAGGCUUUGCAUCGAACUGUAGCUUGGGGUGUUUUUGGAAGGUGGGGGAGUGGAUUUAGAAGGCGGCCUUGAGGUCACAUUGCGGUAACCAUGGAAACACGUAGUCAGGGCCAUAGCGGUAAACAGGUAUGCACUAAAGGGGCCUGUUUGCCUGGGAGAACCCGAACAACGGCAUCUGCAGAGGAUGAAAGGGCCGCCACAGGCCUGAGUCACCAAAGCAGAAUCAUCUCAUUAUGCUUGGAGGCCUCAUAAAAUGAACUCUUUGGCUGGUUUCCGUACCGUAGCAGUGAGCUGAGCCAGUGCACAGACACAGCGUCAUUUGGAAAGUCAGUCUCAGAA
Messenger RNA from Paramormyrops kingsleyae, 8630 nucleotides. It is a transcript of the gene sdk2b, whose product is annotated as sidekick cell adhesion molecule 2b. Gene Ontology annotation, molecular function: protein binding. Lineage: Eukaryota; Metazoa; Chordata; Actinopteri; Osteoglossiformes; Mormyridae. The record is from RefSeq and is a predicted model, not a curated record. Gene Ontology annotation, biological process: cell-cell adhesion.